GAAGGAGGCGAAUACAUCUUCGAAACAUAAGCCAGAGAACGGAACGGUAGGCAAAGGUUGAAAAAGAUAAAAAGUGACAGCAUAGAGAAAAUUUCGAGCAAAUUCUUUUCCUAUCAGUACAAUCAAGAGUUUGAAGAUUAGUUGCAACAUCGAGCAAAAUAAAAAAUAUAUAAUUCAUUACCAUUUAACAAAACCAGCGUUUGGACGCUAUUGGGUGGCGAAAUAGUAUUGUGAUAAACAUUCUUGCUAUUGUUAUUUGAACAUUAUUCUGAUUGUGUGGUUGUCGUGUGACGGGAUAUUCGGAUUCAAUUCUACUGUGUUGGUCGUUGUAGCGGUGCUUGAGAAGUGCAAAAAAUGGAUAUCUUGCGUAAAAUGUUCAAAAUGAACGAAAAGGAGUCAUCAGGCUUGAACGGAACCGAUCAUAAGGAAGAUGCAACUGCAAAGGACGAGUUUCGGAAACCACAGUGGUUCGAGGAAGCGGAAACAGACGACGAGCUAUUUGAUGAUAACCGAAAGUUUGCUUUUCAAAUAUUCACUAAUCCUGUAGAGUUGCAGAAGCACUUCGAAAGACAAAUGCAGCAAAUUUUGGAGGCAGUUAGUGAAUUUGAAGAUGGUGAUGUUAAAAUUGACAAAGAUUUGAAGGAGGACUUUCUAAAGCCGGGCUUUGAAAAUAUUGAUAUUUUAAAAGAGUUUGAAAAGAAGAAAGCAGAAAUCAUGGACACUGAUCUAGAUGGCGAAAUUUAUGCUGACCAGUUGCAUUCCUUAAUGCAACGCUUAUCACCCAAUGAGGAUUUGCCCAACAUUUUACCACGCAACGACAACAAGGCUAUCCGUAAUCCUUUACGUAAGCAAAAAUUAAGUGACGAGGAGAAAAUUUUGGGUAAAAUACACGGUACCCUAGACAGUGAUGACGCUCCGAAGCAGCCACGUAUGCCGCGCACUCGUCCCGAUAUGAUGACACCAAUGACUCCUAUGAUACCACGUGGACCAGCCCCAUUUGGUGGAGGAGUUUUUGAGGGAACUUAUCAGGGUCCGAAAAUGUUCAGUCAGAGCGUAAUGUCUAAAACUAUACGUAAACCGGAUGGUAGUUAUGAGACUACGAAGGUUACCAAGGACUCCCAAGGUAAUACAACAACAACUAUAACACGCACCAUUGAUGGAAAAUCAGAGACAAUUACCACAUACGAUAACGCUGGUGGUUCCGGUGUCAUUAAACAAAAGGAAGGUGGCAUCGCCAAGUCCGAAGAUUUAUCGGAUCGCAAUAUUUACGUAACAAAAGAAGGUUACGCCGUACCAAGGAACCUCUGGUGACCAGUGGUGCUUAUUGGCCGAAUCCUUGUUGGCAACUUAUUACCCGUCUAUAUUCAAAUUCAGAUAUACUAUGUAUUAGUAACUAGAUCCUUAAGUGUUUGGUGUUUUAGAUGAAAUUCAAUUGAGGCUACAGAUAGCAGAUAGCAUUGCAAGAGCAGCAGCGGCAGCAAUAAUAACAGCAACAACACGGAUGACCGCAGCAUCCACACGUAUAACCGAAACAAAUACAGAAACAGUAUGGUAAACGUACACAGGUGAAUUUGGCAUUAUUAUUUGUUCAUCUUUUGAUGUAAAUUGGAAUUGUGUAAACGAUUUACAUAGGAUGUUCACUUUUUGAUGCAACACAUUCAAUUGUCUAUAAUCUCAAUGAGUGUACAAUUCUAUACUGGUUCUGUACUGUUUUCAUGGAAUUUAUUUCGUAUAUCUUAAUAUUUUAAUUUGAUUACGAGCAUCUUCAUGGAGCGUAAACAGAACUUUAUUUCGGGGACGUAUAUCUCUGGAUCAAACAAUUGAACCUGCAAUUAUAUGAAUUCACUAGAAUUGUUUGAUGAACGCUGGCAUCAGCGUGCGGAUGAGAAAAGGAGAAUUGUUUAUUUGUUGAAACGAUUUACGUUUAACAUGUAUACAUCAACGAAAGAGUCGCGCAAAUGCUUAGCUACACUGAACGACAGUGUAGUAAGAGUUCGGUCGUAUUUUAGUAAACAAUAUGCGAAUGUAGUAAAUUGGCUCAGAAUAUGUUAAAAGACGGUUCAUUUAGCAACAGCGGUUGACAGCGAUGAAUAUUACACAAAAGUAUUUUUUUCUUUGAUUCUUUAGUUAGCACGAAUUACUUCGUGGUAUGGAUUUUUCUAAGUGUGGCUGCUUUCAAUUGAAGGAAUUUGAACGCGAUGAGAUCUCAAUAAUUACUUUUAUCAUAUACGUUCUAAAUGUGGUUUGUGAGAAUGUGAAUAUUGGGAUACUGCAGUACUGAGUUUCAAUGAAAUCCAUCUAAAGUGCAAGAACAAAGAAAGAUGUUUAAAUAGAACAUCAAUAUACAUAUAUACUUAUGCUAUAUACAUAUAUAUUAUAUAUCCUUCAUCUAAGUUAAUAUUCAUUAUCAAAUGCGCAUUAGCGCCUGUAUCAUUUAGCUAAGUAUAUACGUUUGUUUUUCAUAUGAAAAUACCUAUUGGCAACCAUAAAGACUUUGAUAUUAUUUUGUAGUAAUUUUAAUGUUAACUGUGUAAAAUAUAGUUUUAAAAAUUUUCUCAAAAUUCAAAAAAAAAAUAUUUUUUAUAUUUUUUUAACAUAUACAUAAUACAUACAUUUAUGCUUUGUCAAUAUAUAAAUAUUUGUUUUGGAAGUUUAAGCUUUUUUAUGUGUAUGGAUAUGCAUAAAUGCUACGUUCCAAGUAAAUUAACUAAGUUAAGGAUUGUGUUUUUAAAUUUGUAUGUCAUAUCUGAUUUGGUUAUUUGUAAACCAUCUUUUAGUAUUCUACAUACACACAUUAAUAUCGUUGCAAAUAUAAUUUAACGUACAGCUAUUUGUAUUUACUGAAAACCACUUGAAAUAUAUAUUACCUACUUACAUGUGCAAUUAAAA
This is a messenger RNA of Bactrocera neohumeralis, 2889 nucleotides long. RefSeq lists its product as uncharacterized. The transcript is spliced from 5 exons. Gene Ontology annotation, cellular component: actin cytoskeleton; mitochondrion; sarcoplasmic reticulum. The coding region runs from base 355 to 1311 and encodes 318 amino acids. The record is from RefSeq and is a predicted model, not a curated record. Gene Ontology annotation, biological process: negative regulation of apoptotic process; regulation of actin filament polymerization. Lineage: Eukaryota; Metazoa; Arthropoda; Insecta; Diptera; Tephritidae.